GCAACUUGGAGGACACUUACGAUUGGCUGUAAGGAGUGGACAGAUUUGCAUGUAAAAGAGGCUAAAUCUCAUUGAAAUUCCUGACGUGUCCAAUUAAAUACAACAGCUAGGGUAAAAAAAUAAUUAAAGUCUGACUUUCAUGCAAUAAGCUUAGAAGAGAGAGCAGUGCAUUUUUUAGUUUACUUCAAAGAAUGGGCAUGCAAGAAGCACUUUUUCAUUGCAACUUUGGGAAGAAUAUCUAAGUAUUUUACAAACCGGAGGAAUUUGCACGAUUACUGAUCUGAGAGAAAAGAAAACUACUUGGCAGAUCCAUUUUUUAUAGAAAGUCCAUGGAGUCCUCUGUGGUGGCUGAUCAAUCCACUGAUGUACCAAUCAAGAAAAAUGAAGAGAAAUUGUGGGCCACAGAUGCAAAUGACUCAGUUAAGCUUCGGAUAGAUACUUUGUGCCCUCAGAGUCCAAACACUGUGCACCAGAUGUUUCUUGAAUCUGUGGAUAAAUAUGGGGCUUUGAAUGCAAUGUCUACCAAGAGGAAUGGAAUGUGGGAACAUGUUACUUUCAUGGACUACUACAAACGAUGUCGUCAAGCUGCCAAAAGUUUCUUAAAGCUUGGUCUAGAACGUUUCCACAGUGUCGGGAUUCUGGGGUUUAACUCAGAGGAAUGGUUUAUUUCAGCAAUUGGAACUGUGUUUGCUGGGGGGAUCAUCACAGGGAUUUACACAACCAAUUCGCCAGAAGCUUGUCAUUAUGUCGCAAGCGACUGCAAAAUGAACAUCAUUGUGGUUGAGAAUGACAAACAGCUGGGGAAAAUCCUGCAGAUUUGGGAUCAUCUACCUCAUCUUAAAGCAGUUGUUCAGUAUAAAGGCAGCUUGCAGGAGAAGAGGACAAAUUUAUACACGUGGGAAGAAUUCAUGGAAUUUGGGAACAACAUCACAGAUGCUCACUUGGAUGACAUCAUAAACUCACAGAAAGCCAACCAAUGCUGUGUCCUCAUCUACACUUCUGGUACCACUGGAAACCCAAAAGGAGUUAUGCUGAGUCAUGACAAUAUAACCUGGACAGCUGCCCAUGCAAGCUGUGCAGGUGACAUGAGACCUGCAGAGAUCCAGCAGGAAACCAUAGUCAGUUACCUGCCUCUCAGUCAUAUAGCAGCCCAGAUAUAUGAUCUAUGGACUGGAAUUAAAUGGGGAGAACAUGUCUACUUUGCAGAUCCAGAUGCUCUUAAGGGUUCCUUGGUGAAUACACUGAGGGAGGUGCAGCCUACAUCCCAUAUGGGAGUGCCAAGAGUGUGGGAGAAAAUCAUGGAGCAUAUUAAAGAUUUGUCAGCACAAUCAGGAACUGUCCGAAAGAUGCUUCUAUCCUGGGCAAUGUCCCUCAGCUUAGAGAAGAACCGAAGCCUCUCCAGUGGUGGACUGAAGUUAUUUCUUCCAUCACUGGCGGAUUACUUGGUCCUGGCAAAGAUCCGUAAACUCCUAGGAUUUUCUAGCUGCCAGAAACAUUUCUCCGGAGCAGCACCCAUUUCCAUGGAAACCCUAGAAUUUUUCCUUGGCCUCAAUAUCACAUUGUAUGAAGCAUAUGGCAUGAGUGAAACAACAGGACCCCACUGUAUGUCUGGUCCACAAACACAUCGAUUACAGUGCUGUGGUAAGGUUGUCCCUGGAUGUCAAGUGAAACUGGUAAAUAAAGAUGCUGAGGGAAAUGGAGAGAUCUGUUUUUGGGGCAGGACAGUAUUCAUGGGCUAUCUGAAGAUGGACAGCAAAACAAAGGAAGUAUUCGAUGAAGACGGAUGGCUACACUCAGGAGAUAUUGGGAAGAUGGAUGCUGAAGGCUUCCUGCAAGUAACUGGGAGGAUCAAAGAGUUAAUCAUUACUGCUGGUGGGGAGAAUGUGCCUCCCAUACUUAUUGAAGAUUCAGUGAAGAGACAAUUACCAGUUGUUAGUAAUGCUGUGCUUAUUGGGGACAAGAGGAAAUUCCUAUCAAUGCUUCUUACACUGAAGAGCACUGUGAAUCCUGAUACUUUAGAACCAACGGAUGAUCUAACCCAGGAAGCAAUACGGUUUUGCCAAGAUGUGGGCAGUAAAGCUACCAAAGUGUCAGAUAUUGUAGGAAGGAAAGACCAAGCUCUAUAUAAAGUGAUUGAAGAGGGAAUAAACAGGGUGAAUAGGGAAGCAGUGUCCAAUGCCCAGCGUAUACAGAAGUGGAUGAUUCUGCCCAAGGAUUUCUCAAUAUCUGGUGGAGAAAUGGGCCCAACAAUGAAGUUGAAACGUCAUGCAAUACUGGAAAAGUACAAAGAGCAAGUGGAAGCUUUUUAUAAUGUUUAAAACUUAUUCCACAAAAUGAUGAUUCAGAACAAGGGAGGGGAAAGAAAAUCUGAAAAUGUUUCCUCAGAAGGUGAAAAGAUCUUUGGACAAGCCCUUGAACCAACAUUGUACAAGAUAGAUGAAUAUCUUGCAGCACCUUGCAGAUCUACAGCUUCAGGCACAUUCUUCACUGAAACAAACCCACACAGCACUGUAAGACGACAUUCCUUUGUAUUAAUCUCAAGGACGUGUCUUCCGGAAAGACUUACUGGCAAAUAAGUAUUUAGAGGGUUUAUUAAUGGUUCUUCUUUUAGAUUCAUACAAAGUGUUCAUCUGCUCAACACCCUUAUGUGCCUGUGCCUCUUCAAAUAUAAUCCAAACUUGGCCAGUCCAAUAAUGAUCUUCCCAUUAUUAACUUACUUGUCAGACACCAAAGCUGUAAAAUAAUAAUAUGGGGCACUGCAGAGGUUAAACAUCAAUAUGCUGCUGUAAAGAACAAGUAGUGAAGCACUGAAAACGCAUAACUAUAACCUCAACUUAAAUGAACAGCAGAGUGAUACAUCAAUAUCAUAGUAAUAUCCUCAUUAAUAUUGGGUAUGAAUAUAAUUUUCGGACAGUUUACAAAGCAAGUUAACGGUUAGAAAUAGCAGCCAAUCUAAAGAUGCCUGUACAAGGGAUGCACUGAAUUCACUAUUUUAGGAUUCGUCUAAAUCCUGAAUCCUUUGUGAAAGAUUCGGCCAAAUAACGAACCGAGUCCGGAUCUUCUUAUGUAAAUUAGGGAAACAAGGAGGAAAGAGAACUGCAUGGGCAGCGUACAGUUAGAAAAAAAUUGACUUCAUUGUUUGUGUGAAAAAUCACGUGAUUUUUCGGAUUCAGUUCAGCCAGACACUUGGAUUUAGCAGAAUCAGAAUUCUGAUGAAAAAGGCAGAAUCCUGGAUUUGGUGCAUCCCUAGCCUGUAUACAUAUACACAUUUGACCUUUAUUAACAGCCUUCUUCCUGAUUAAUAGCGAAUUGAACCACACGCACACACACACAGAUAAAGGCAAUACAGAAAAUCCUAGCAAGGAAGGCCCACAGUCCAUGGUGAACAGUCACCUCUUCCUUUAUGAGCCUCUUGUCCCAAAAACUCAACAUUCAGAUCAGCCUGGUUUCUCAACACUUGGGUGGUCAAGUCAGACAGGGCAAGAGCCCUGGCCAAAAUUGCAGAUAUUAUGCGAAUGCCCAAUAUUAUAGUAAACUGCAUGAGAAACUUACAGUGCUAAACUGGUUUCUUUGCUUUGUUUAUUCACUAUCAACCAAACAUUAUAUAAUAGGCACAUUAUUUACCCAGCCCCUGAUUUUCAUCAAACCAUUAUUGUAAUUAUUAUACACUACAUACAUUUUAUGGCCAAAAGUAUCAGGACAGCGGUCUGUCCCAACAUAAUUUGAAAUUAAACCACUUUUAUAUCCUGUGAGUGCCCUCCUAUGGUUUUGAUAUGACACAUAGACCUGCAUAGUUCACCAGAGAACUCCUCAACCACCACCAUUCAGUGGUACAUGAUUUUUGUUAAAGGAGAAGGAAAGGCUUGCAGCAUUAGGGGGUGCCAAAUGUUAGAAUCGAUCCACUUCCGUCUUCAAAUUUCCCAGGGGAAGCGCAUGUGCAGUUGAACGAAAUAGCUGACUUUUUACUUAAAAGUUUGGCUUUUCGUUCUACUGCGCAAGUGCAGCCGCACAAAAAAAAGAGGAUGACGGAACAGGAUCGAUCCGAGGUGCUCGCUGGUAUAACCCCGGGCUGGUGCAGUUUUCUGCUGAUAGGGGUUUCAGUUAAGUAAAUACAAUCAUUU
Xenopus laevis (African clawed frog) is the source of this 4121-nucleotide messenger RNA. RefSeq names its product acyl-CoA synthetase bubblegum family member 1 L homeolog (gene acsbg1.L). Gene Ontology annotation, molecular function: long-chain fatty acid-CoA ligase activity. Gene Ontology annotation, biological process: long-chain fatty acid metabolic process. Gene Ontology annotation, cellular component: plasma membrane; cytoplasmic vesicle; membrane. The transcript has 15 exons. Lineage: Eukaryota; Metazoa; Chordata; Amphibia; Anura; Pipidae. The record is from RefSeq and is a predicted model, not a curated record. Bases 330 to 2318 code for a protein of 662 amino acids.